This is a messenger RNA of Meleagris gallopavo (turkey), 575 nucleotides long. The record is from RefSeq and is a predicted model, not a curated record. NCBI's taxonomy places the organism in Eukaryota, Metazoa, Chordata, Aves, Galliformes, Phasianidae.
CUCUGCGACGCGGGGCGACCCGAAGGCCUGGAAUGGGAUCCAGAAGCGUGGGGAAGCUUAAAGUGUGGGGCUGGAGGGAACUGGGAGCGCUUCUGGGUCCCAGCCGUGGGUGCUGCACCCCACAGGACUCCGGGUACCGACCCGAAGGCGACGUGCGGGACCCCCGGCCGCGCCGCAUCUGGUCCAAGCACCGCGACCUCUCCCUGCCCGUCCCCAAGUUCAAGUUGGACGAGUUCUACGUGGGUCAGAUCCCGCUGAAAGAGGUCACCUUCGCCCGCCUGAACGACAACGUGCGCGAGCCCUUCUUGGCCGAAAUGUGCCGCAAAUACGGCGAGGUGGAGGAGGUGGAGAUCCUCCACCACCCCAAAACCCGAAAACACCUGGGCUUGGCUCGCGUCCUCUUCACCAGCACCCGCGGCGCCAAGGAGACGGUGAAACACCUCCACAACACGCCGGUGAUGGGCAACGUCAUCCACGUCCAGCUGGACAUCAAAGGGCAGCAGAGGAUGAAAUACUACGAGUUGAUCGUCAACGGGGCCUACACGCCCCAAACUGUGCCCACUGGUGGCAAGACG